Messenger RNA from Cotesia glomerata, 1146 nucleotides. RefSeq lists its product as uncharacterized. The record is from RefSeq and is a predicted model, not a curated record. NCBI's taxonomy places the organism in Eukaryota, Metazoa, Arthropoda, Insecta, Hymenoptera, Braconidae. The transcript is spliced from 2 exons. The coding region runs from base 1 to 1146 and encodes 381 amino acids.
AUGCGUGGUGUCCGGAGAAGUAGUAAAGUGUUGGAACGAGUAACAUCAAGAAGUCCAAAGAAGGAAGCGAGUAUCAACCAUAGAGUUUCUUCAACCAAAUUUACACCAGAUAAAACUUUUAAUACUGUUGACGAUAAUUUAGGAACUUUCUACAAACGCAAAAAAUUCUGUGAAAAAAAUUUUCCGUAUGUCAGUCCCAUUCAAAUUCCUGUCAAUAAUUCAAGUUCCAAGAAAAAACAAUUUUUUCAUUAUGUGCCUUUAAAAGAAACUAUUAAACAAUUAUAUGAUAAUAAAUCACUAAGUCAUAAUUUAGUAUUUGAUAUCCCGAAAUAUAAUAGUAAAAUAUUGAAAGAUUUUACAGAUGGUAGUGUGUUUAAGAAUAAUCCAUUUUUUAAAGACAAUCCUAACGCAGUUCAACUGAUAUUAUAUCAAGAUAGCUUCGAAAUUGUAAAUCCCAUAGGUUCUGCUAAAUCUAAAUAUAAAAUCUUAGCUGUUUACUUCAGUAAAGGAAACUAUCCAGAUAAAAUAAGAUCACAUGUUAAUUCAAUGUAUCUCGUUGCAUUAUGCAAGGAAAAAUUAUUUGAUCAUACUAAAGUUUUUGGUAAAGUCAUUCAAGACAUAAAAGAUAUUGAGACUGAUGCUAUUGAAAUAUCUCCUGGGAAAGUUGUAAAAGGCUCUUUAGUGUUUGUAACUGGUGAUAAUCUGGGAAGCCGCGGACUAGGGAGAUUCGCUGAAAAUUUUAGCAAAACUCAGUACUUUUGCAGAUACUGUCUAGUGACCAAAAAAUCUUUUGAAACCACAAACGGUGUAUUUAAGAAUAAUCCGAUAAGAACUGUUGAAUCGUAUAAGAUCGUUAUCACUAAAUUAAAUAGAAAAAAAUCCACGUGUUCACAAAAAAAAGCUAAUAAAAAACCUUUAUUGAUACAGGGAAUAAAAUUUGAUUGUGUUUUUAAUCAAUUAAAUUAUCACGUUCGUCUUUCUGGAUUACCUCCUUGUCUUGGACAUGAUAUUUUUGAAGAUGUUCUUGCCUAUGACCUGAAAUUGUAUCUUGAUGAUCUUGUUGACAAAGGUUGGUUUUCAUAUAAAUUACUCAAUCAUCGAAUUGAAAUUUUCGAUUACUCAGUAGAAGAUCAACGGGAUAAGUAA